Fusarium fujikuroi IMI 58289 is the source of this 918-nucleotide messenger RNA. Its product is annotated as related to 15-hydroxyprostaglandin dehydrogenase. The record is from RefSeq and is a predicted model, not a curated record. Gene Ontology annotation, molecular function: oxidoreductase activity, acting on the CH-OH group of donors, NAD or NADP as acceptor. The transcript has 3 exons. The coding region runs from base 1 to 918 and encodes 305 amino acids. Gene Ontology annotation, cellular component: cytoplasm. NCBI's taxonomy places the organism in Eukaryota, Fungi, Ascomycota, Sordariomycetes, Hypocreales, Nectriaceae.
AUGCCAACGUCUGUGCAGGAAAAAUCCGCGCUUGUCACUGGCGGUGGCUCAGGUAUUAACUUGUGCUUUGUCCGUAUACUCCUAGACAAUGGAUGUUCGGUCCUCAUUGCCGAUCUCAAAUUGCGACCCGAAGCUCAACAACUCCUGAAGCAAUAUCCGUUCCCUGGCAUCGACGGUAAAGCUGGGGUGUUGUUUCAAGAAACCGACGUUACAUCUUGGCCACAGUUGACGGCUGCUUGGGAGAAGGCCUUGAAGAAGUUCACAAUUGUCGAUAUUGUCGUUCCAGGAGCCGGUCUGUUCGAGCCUCAAUGGUCCUCCUUCUGGGAACCACCCAGAACUGAGAGUAACAAAGAUAGUGUUUCUCGAGAUGAUACCAAUGCGGAACCUGGACACUAUGCAGUCUUGGAUGUGAACUUGGUAUCUCCCAUUCGGCUCAGUCAGCUGGCUAUCGGGCAUUGGACAAAGACGAAGCAGAAGGGAUGCCUUGUACAUGUUGGCAGCAUGGCAGGUUACUUAGCCGGCAUAGCAACGCCCUUGUACUUUGCGAGUAAGCAUGGCUUGCAUGGGUUUGUGAGAGCAUUGGGGGGAUUGCGUGAUGAACUCGGUAUUCGAGUCGGCUGUAUUGCUCCCGGCGCAGUAGAGACUCCUCUGUGGCAUGAAGACCCAACCAAAGCAGUCAUGCUAGACGAGGAUACAGUUCUGCUAGAUCCUCAAGAAGUGGCUCAAGGCAUGUGGCAACUUGUCGUUAACCCAGAGUAUGGAAAUGGCACCAUCCUCGAAGUGGCCAAGGGGGAAACGAGAGUUGUACCACUUUUCAAUGCACCAGUUCCGACAGGUGAAGGCAUUGUGGUACCUGGGUAUGAAGCUUCUAAGGACGCUCUGUAUGCGAAGCUGAAAAAGGAGGGCUUGAACGUAUGA